AUGGCGUCCUCCUCCUCCCGCUGCAUCCCCGACGGACCCUCCACCUCCGGGAGGCGCUCCUCCUUGCGGCAGCAGCCGCCUGACCUCCAACCCGCGCUCCUGCUCGGGCACGCCAACAUAAACGCGAAUUAUCGGACGGUCCGGAAGCUCCUCGUCGCGGCGGGGAAUGGAGAUGUCUCCAACGCGAAGAAAUGGGCGAAGAAGCUGAUCGAACUGGGGAACCCGAGCGUGGACGCGGCGGUGGAGGCCGUCGACAACCCGGGGACAAAGCGCCACGGGCCCCUCCACCAGGCCGCGGGGACCGGGAAGGAGGCGGUCUGCAAGCUGCUGAUCAAUCGUUUCAAAUGCAGCGUCAACGCGACCGAUGUUCACGGUUUAUAUGAAGUAGCAGAGUUUCUGUUGUCCAAAGGAGCUGAGGUUGACCCCAUAUGUAAAGAUGGUGGAACACCACUACACAUUGCUGCUGAAAACGGAGAUGCAAAAAUGGCUGGUGCUGAUGUCAAUGCUGAUACUCAUUUAACUCCACUAAAAAUAGCUGCUGCGAAAGGUUUAGCUGACUGCAUCGAAUGCUUGUUGAAAGCUGGCGCUAAAGCAAAUAUUCCUGAUGAACUUGGUAGAAUGCCCAUAGAAAUUGCUGCAUUCGAAGGACAGGAGGAAUGUGUCAAGAUUCUUUUCCCUGCCACAACCCCUUUGGUUAAAUAUGCAAACUGGAGCAUUGAUGAGAUAAUUCGAAAUGGAUUAACUGUGAGUUCAGAGCCACAAUUUGGAAUAUGGUUGGAUUGA
This is a messenger RNA of Phragmites australis (common reed), 783 nucleotides long. RefSeq lists its product as uncharacterized. The transcript has 5 exons. Lineage: Eukaryota; Viridiplantae; Streptophyta; Magnoliopsida; Poales; Poaceae. Bases 1 to 783 code for a protein of 260 amino acids. The record is from RefSeq and is a predicted model, not a curated record. Gene Ontology annotation, molecular function: protein binding.